AUUUUUUUUAAUCCUGAAAAAAAAGGAAUUUGUUUUUUCUUUUAAAUAACAAAUAAAACAAAAACGAUUUCCGAAAGAAUCGAUCAAAUUCAGCCCUAAUUUCCCGACGACGAAUCGCCGUCAUCGAUUUCGAUGCAAAUGAGGAAGUUUCAUCUAAAUAUAGCUUUGCAAUUCAAGAUGAAAGCACCAUAGAAACGUACCUUCCACCGAAAAUCGCUGGGAUUUGCACCUAUAAAUCACAUUCAUUCCAUCUCCAUUUCAUCAGGCAGCAAUUUCCAAAGCGAAGGCGUUUCUCGGUGAUCCUUCUCGAGUUCUUCACCGGAUACCGCCACACAAAUCCAUAACCGAAAACAAAAAACAAAUCUCAAAAUCGCAAUGGAAAUGAAGAAGAUCACCUGCGCCGUCCUCUUCGCUGCCGCAACCGUCACCGCCGCCGUGGCUCAGAACGAGGCGUCGGCUCCUGCACCUGGACCAACCAGCGCCGCCACUGUCGGCCUUCCAGCAAUCGGCUCUCUCAUCGGCGCUUCGUUGCUCUCCGUUGCUGCCUACUACUUGCAAUGAUGGAUGGGAUGAUGUGCAAAACAAAGAGUUAUAUAACGAUGGUGACAACGGUUUAAUAGAUCUCUAAAUUUUUUUUUGUUCGAAUGCCAUCGAUAUCAAUUCUUAUUGAGACAUAAAUGAAGAAGAGCCAUUUUUUUUUA
This is a messenger RNA of Cucurbita moschata (crookneck pumpkin), 701 nucleotides long. Its product is annotated as arabinogalactan peptide 23-like. Lineage: Eukaryota; Viridiplantae; Streptophyta; Magnoliopsida; Cucurbitales; Cucurbitaceae. The coding region runs from base 376 to 561 and encodes 61 amino acids. The transcript has a single exon. The record is from RefSeq and is a predicted model, not a curated record.